Messenger RNA from Dendronephthya gigantea, 2469 nucleotides. Its product is annotated as 60 kDa SS-A/Ro ribonucleoprotein-like. The transcript has 5 exons. Gene Ontology annotation, molecular function: RNA binding. The record is from RefSeq and is a predicted model, not a curated record. The coding region runs from base 141 to 1805 and encodes 554 amino acids. Lineage: Eukaryota; Metazoa; Cnidaria; Anthozoa; Malacalcyonacea; Nephtheidae. Gene Ontology annotation, cellular component: ribonucleoprotein complex.
AGUCUCAGGUAUUUCCCCGCCGUAUUUCCUAUCAUAUCGUCUGCGUGGUGCAAUUUUAAAAAUUAUCCCUUUACUUUGCUUACUAAGCUUUCCAUUCAAGUGUAUUAGCAAAGUAUUUUGCUUUCGAAGGCUAUUUGAUAAUGGAACAGAAUCAGAAUAAGUCAGAGCCAAUGGAACAAGGAAUGCCAGCAAGCCAAAACGAAAAGUUGAAAGAAGACCAAGUGAAAAACACUGCUGGUGGAUUUGUAUGGCAAGUGGAUGAUACCAAACGAUUUAUUCGCUUCCUAGUCCUUGGAAGUGAACAAGCUACUUACCACAUUGGGGAGAAGAAACUUGGCAAAGAGAAUGCCCAAGCUAUGAUACGCCUUCUCAAAGCUGAGAAAGGUGUUGAAGUUGUUAAUAUAAUAUUGAAAUUUAGUCUUGAAGGCCGGACCACCAAACAAAAUCCGAUUAUGCUUGCCUUAGCAAUGUGUGCACGUUUGGGGGACCUAAAGACGAAGCAGAGAGCCUAUGAGGUGCUUGGUCAAAUUUGUCGCAUCCCAACACAUCUUUUCAUGUUUGUUGCACAAAGUAAAAUUCUCAGCCAACCUGGUGCUGGUUGGGGUAGGGCUGCACGAAAAGCAAUCCAGAAAUGGUAUACUACAAAACAACCCAUGAAAUUGGCAAUGGAUGUCACCAAGUACCAAAAACGGGAAGGCUGGUCACAUACUGAUAUUGCACGGGUUGCCCAUAUGAAGUCAGACAAUCCUGCUAUACAGUGUGUUUUGAAGUAUGCUGUUAGGGGUUUUGAUGAAAUGAUUGCUGCUUUCCCUGAAUCAGAUCAAAACAGUGAAGAAUUGAAGUCAGUGUUGCAUUUCCUGAAAGCUGUUGAGGAGAUGAAAAAGCUGACAUUGGAAAAUGAAGAUAGGGUUGUAGAACUGAUUGAAAAGCUGGAGUUGGUGAGAGAGCAUAUCCCAACUGUAUGCCUUGGAUCCAAGAAGGUAUGGAAUGCUCUUCUUAAGAAAAUGCCAAUGACAGCAAUGAUCCGGAACCUCAACAAGAUGACCGCAGUUGGCUUGCUUGAAGAAAACAAUAGUCAGGUGCAAUCUGUAUGUGCAAAACUACGCAAUGUAGAAUCGCUAAGGAAAGCACGUAUACACCCUUUUAAUGUUUUACUUGCAUUAAAACAAUACCAGUCUGGUCGUGGGGACAAAGGCUCCCUCACUUGGACUCAAAAUGCAGAAGUUAGCAAAGCAAUGGAGGAGGCAUUCUAUUUGUCAUUCAAAAAUGUGGAGCCAACAGGUAAAAGGUAUAUGUUGGCCAUGGAUGUGAGUGGAUCAAUGCAGAGUGGUGGAUGUGUUGGUUCACCCAGUAUUCAGCCACAUAUUGCCUCUGCUGCAAUGGCAAUGGUGACAGCUAGAACAGAAGAAAAUCACAAAUUCGUUGCUUUUAGUGAAAAAAUUGUUCCUAUGAAUAUCAAUAGUUCAAUGAAAUUAGAAGAAGUGCUGAAAGUAGUUAAUUCGAUUCCAAUGGGUGGUACCGACUGUGCUCAACCAAUGAUUUAUGCAACAGAGAAGAAUCUGAAUAUUGAUGUGUUUAUUGUCUACACUGAUUGUGAGACGUGGUGUGGCAAAGUUCAUCCAAGCGAAGCUCUAAAGCAAUAUCGCUUUCAUUCGGGUAUCAAAGAUGCCAAACUGAUUGUGGUUGCUAUGACAUCAAAUGGUUUUACUAUUGCAGACCCAGAUGAUCCAGGAAUGUUUGAUAUGCCGGGCUUUGAUUCCGCUGCACCGCAGGUUAUGAAAGAGUUCAUACUAGGAAAUAUAUAAACCUUAAAGAAGUUGUCUAAAACUAUCAACUCCUCAAAUAAUUAAUAUGCUUCAUUGAUCAAGCUAAAAGCCCCUAUGAGACCUAAAGCGAUAGUGUAGAGGGAUUAAAUUUUAAAAAAAACUUCAGCUAGUGGGAAGGAAGAUUUAGAAGCAUACCAUAUUCUUUACAUAACACAUCUUGAUUUUAACUCAUACCAAACGUAAUACCAUGCUUUCUAUGUAAAUAUUUUGUCAUCAUAUAAAUUCAACAUUUCAAAGUCGUGAAACAGCAGUUAGCACGGCCAGGAUGGGCCAGAUAUAAAUUCCAGACAAAAGCGAAUCUGCUGAACCCAAUCUUUGCUGCCUACAAGAAGUUUGUCCAGCUCUGUCUUGUUUAUUCUCUUGCUGUGACAGUCUACUGAAGACCGCUCGUCUUCUUAGUAGUUGAAGAGGAUGAAGACUUGCAUUUGAUUGUGAAUUGUGUCAUUUGCUUUGGCAGCAAUCGAACUAGACCUCUUAGUAACAAUAUAAUAAGUAUAACAGUGACAAUGCUGUUGGUUAAGGUUAUUAGCAUUUUUAUCGUUAAUGUUAUAAUAUCCGUAAUGUUAUCGCAUCUCAAGAUGUCUUUGAAACAUUUUUUAGUCUAUUGCAGUAAGUACAAUGUCAAUGUACACAGUACAAGUAU